CCUGGAGACUGGGCACUUGCGCUCGGUGGAGGUAGGGACUGCAGCGUGGGAAAGAGCAAGCAGGAACAGACCGCUGCAGCCGCCGCCGUCGUGCAGCGCUUGCCAGGCUCUGCGCUAAGCUGCAGACCACGAAGGGGAGGGGGAGGGGGGAGAAGAGAAAAAGUGGUGGGUAUUUAUUUCUCAUUAGCCUGCCGUGUGCAUCCCCCCGGUUCGCAGAAAUGAAGCGACCUUGUGAGGAAACUACCUCAGACAGCGACAUGGAUGAGACUAUAGACGUGGGAAGCGAAAACAAUUACUCGGGGCAAAGUACAGGCUCUGUGAUUCGAUCAAAUUCUCCAACAACAACAUCUCAGAUUAUGGCCAGAAAGAAAAGAAGAGGGAUUAUAGAGAAAAGGCGUCGAGAUCGAAUAAAUAACAGUUUAUCUGAGUUGAGACGACUUGUGCCAACCGCUUUUGAAAAACAAGGAUCUGCAAAACUGGAAAAAGCAGAAAUAUUACAAAUGACAGUGGAUCAUUUGAAGAUGCUUCAAGCAACAGGAGGUAAAAGUUAUUUUGAUGCCCAUGCCCUUGCCAUGGAUUUUAUGAGCAUUGGAUUUCGAGAAUGCCUAACUGAAGUUGCAAGAUACUUGAGUUCAGUGGAAGGUCUGGACACCUCAGAUCCCCUGAGAGUUCGACUUGUGUCUCAUCUCAGUACCUGUGCCUCUCAGAGGGAGGCAGCUGCCAUGACUAGCUCCAUGGCCCACCAUCAUCAUCACCCUUUACAUCCACAUCAUUGGACAGCUGCUUUUCACCAUCUUCCUACAGCCUUGCUUCAGCAAAAUGGACUCCAUGCCUCAGAAACCACACCUUGCCGACUGUCUACAGCAUCAGAAGUGCCUCCCCCUUCCCAUGGCUCAGCUCUUCUCACAGCCACUUUUGCUCAUGCUGACUCUGCACUUCGAAUGCCUUCCACAGGCAGUGUGGCACCUUGUGUUCCACCUCUCUCUACUUCUCUUUUGUCCCUCUCUGCUACCGUCCAUGCUGCUGCUGCAGCAGCCACAGCAGCUGCUCACAGUUUCCCCCUUUCCUUUGCAGGGGCAUUCCCCAUGCUCCCACCAAAUGCAGCAGCUGCAGCAGUAGCAGCUGCAACAGCCAUCAGCCCACCUUUAUCUGUGUCAGCAACUUCCAGUCCCCAGCAGACAGGUAGUGGAACAAACAGUAAACCUUACCGACCCUGGGGGACAGAAGUUGGAGCUUUUUAGUACUCCCUGGAAUUUCUACUAGACUUUUGGCAGUAGUAACUGAAUGUCCUUCAUUUCAGAGUCAGCUUAAAGGCCUUCACCCUGAAGGUAGCAGCCAUGACAGAUGUCUGAAAAUCGACCAUGGAACAAAAAACACUGUUUUAGACACAGAUCUCACAAGAAGAAUAUUACCAUUUUUCUUCUUUGUUUUUGCUUUAGAUAUCUUGUUAACCAACGUCAGUGAGCUUUUGAAAAUGUCACACUCUUUUUACUGUUUGAAAGUUUAUGAGGGAAAUACACAGAUUCUAGAGAUAAUCUUCCAGCUACACAUCUUCACGUUUGUGGGUUAGGAAAGAAAAUACUCCAUGGAAUUCUCCUGAGGCUGGAGGAAAACACACACUUACACACAUACACACACACACACACACACACACACACAAUUUAAAGUUUCUU
Sarcophilus harrisii (Tasmanian devil) is the source of this 1673-nucleotide messenger RNA. It is a transcript of the gene HEY2, whose product is annotated as hes related family bHLH transcription factor with YRPW motif 2. Gene Ontology annotation, biological process: anterior/posterior pattern specification; circulatory system development; Notch signaling pathway. Gene Ontology annotation, molecular function: RNA polymerase II cis-regulatory region sequence-specific DNA binding; protein dimerization activity; DNA-binding transcription factor activity, RNA polymerase II-specific. The record is from RefSeq and is a predicted model, not a curated record. Bases 219 to 1241 code for a protein of 340 amino acids. Lineage: Eukaryota; Metazoa; Chordata; Mammalia; Dasyuromorphia; Dasyuridae. The transcript is spliced from 5 exons. Gene Ontology annotation, cellular component: nucleus.